AUGAGUCGACUCGUUCGUCUUUGCGGCCUUCUGGCUCCACUUUUCCUUAUUUCCACAUUUUCCCCCAUCCCCUCUUCUUGUCACUCAGUGCACAAUGGCGUUUCUGCUACUGAUUACAUGAACCGGUUCAAUAUUCCGGCAAACCACAUCCAGUUGGAGUGGGCCAAAACCGGUUCUGGCUUGCAGUCAGCUGUAUACAAAGGCAAGACGUACAAGUGGCUUCCACGUAACCAGACAGCGGGAGUCAAAGUUGGCUAUGCGACAAUGUGGGAUCGGUCCAGCAAGGGCUACUGCACGCGAAGCGAUGCAGAGGUAGACACCCAGCGCUACUUGGGACAACGGCUCAUGGCUGUGGGGGCCUGCCCUAAUUAUGGGAAGUAUAUCGCAUUCGUCGACAGGUCGGGGAAUCCAGUUGAUGAUGAAGAUCGUUUCACAAAUGAGAUUCAUGGCAACACGAUGCCUUUCUCGACUCAGGGAUGCUCGUCUUCCGCUUCCCGCGGAACAUCUGAAGUGCCCAUGGACAAGUCAGGAUGGAGUAUGUAUUCUGGGUACUUGGUCAAGUGCCCAUUUAACCAGGCUGUCUACCAGAACGACAUGCUGCAGGACGCCGAGUACGAUCCCUCAGCCUGCAGCUUUGUCACGCUAGACAAUCCUCUUGUGUUUCUUGACACCUCACUGCCAGGAACUUCUCUGGCUGAAAAAGCAUAUGCCUUCCACGGAAAGGGAGGGCACCAAGGAUACGAUUUUAUUGGGAACGGUGUCGGCUGUCCUCCCUAUUCCCCUCCUCUGAAGACGCGCUCUAUGAAAUCUCCCACCCUCGCUAACGACCCAUUCUUGUGUUCUCAGUUAUCUCGUUGCACCAGCAUGUGCUGGCCAUGGGAUACGAACAGACCCUGCUACCGCAGCUUACCUGCCUCGUUUAAUCAUUCCACUUCUGAAUGUCUUAUCCUUGGAUACCACACGCAGACGUACAUGGGAAGUAAUUGUGCCGUCAAGACGGCAACAGAUUCUAAUGCCAAGUACUGUGUGAAGGCCCAUAAGACGGUUGAAUCUUCCAAAUACACAUACGUCUCAGCGUUCACCAGACCCGAUUACGAAACAGCUUGUCCGCCAAGGGAGCCUCUGAAGAACGUCGUGUUUGGGACAAUUUCGGGAGGAGUAUGCACUCCGCUGAAGGUGGCUUCCUCUUCCACGGGAACUGCAGGAGCGUGCGGAGAGGCAGUGUUCGAGGCCAGUAGCGAUGACAGUCCAUCUGGGGUGGGAGGUACAGGCAGCUCUUCAAUAUUUUGGUCUUCCUGGUUGCCUGACGGUUCCAGCGGCCAGAAAGGAACCUGCAACAUGUAUUCCACUGUGCCGACUUGCAUCUUCAAAGUAGAGGGGGCAAUUUCCUUCACUGCGCUGAGCGCUGCUGACCCCAGUCUUGCAAAGGAACCCCCUUCAGAAGCAAUUCUCCCGGGACCGUGCUCCUCUAACCCGUGCAAAAAUGGAGGCACAUGUGAGCUUCCCAGCGGCACGUGUAAGUGCCCUGCUUGCUUCACUGGGGCCAACUGUGAGACCCCGGUGUCAGGGUGUUGCAGCUCGGACGCGGAUUGCAACGGGCAUGGAUCGUGCAAGAGCAACAAGUGCAAGUGCAAUGCGGGAUUCAGUGGCCCGAUGUGUGAAAGUGGAGCUUGUGACACUGUGUCGUGUCUUAACGGCGGCACCUGUCAGAUGCCCAACGGGAUCUGCGUCUGCCCAGAAGGAUUUACGGGGUCCCGCUGCGAAACCAGCGCUUGUGAAAAAGUUGUUUGCGAGAACGGCGGUGAAUGCGAGAUGCCAUCGGGCAAGUGCAAAUGUCCAGCCUGCUUUUCGGGUGAUCACUGUGAGACUGAGAACCCUCGGUGCUGUGAGACAGAUAGCGACUGCAAUGCUCCACAAGGCACGUGUGUGUACAACAGCUGCCAGUGCGCUCCUUCUAUUACUGGAGACAAAUGCGAUAACAGUGGGUGCACUGGGGUUACUUGCUUGAACGGCGGCGUCUGCAACGACUUGACAGGGCACUGCAGGUGUCCCAAGUGUUAUAGCGGGCUCAACUGCGAGAUAUUUGAAAGCAAUUGCUGCGAAUCUGACAGUGACUGCAACGAGCCUAAUGGCGUUUGCAACAGCUCAAACACAUGCGAAUGCGCUCCGGAAUUUCCAGCGCCAAAUUGCAAGGACUUGUGCUCAGCCACGCAAUGCCUCAACGAUGGGAAAUGCGAUCCGACAACUGGCAACUGCACAUGCAUGCCUGGCUGGGGGGGGAAGGACUGCGCUGUACCGGAACCUUGCGGUGAAAGUGGAGAAGUAUGCUCUGGGAACACAGCUUGUGACAGUGAAAAAUUAACCUGCGUUUGCAAGCCUGGUUAUAUAGGCGAGGACUGCACAGAAAUGUCUCCAGAGUGCAGUGACCUCUGCAAAGUUGGGGGCGAUAUCCUACGGGACAGUGAAGGAGAGUGCAGGCUUGAUUGCUACUCAACUUGCUGCAAGCACUUGACGGAAACAUGCAAGGAACAGUCGGACGAGGACAAGGAACAGUGCAUCAGGGACUCACUGGGAGCAACGGAGGAAGAGGCGUGCUGUCUUGCACGAGUCGAAGAGGGCAGUAAUGUAGCUAUGUACGCUGCACUAGGGGUUAUUGCAGCCCUUCUUCUUCUCGGAGGUGCUGGAGGGAUGUACUACAAUAAUAGCAGGGGGCAAUCUGCCUCGAGCGGUCCAUCGGAAAACCCAAUAGAUGAGACAGUAGGGGGAACCGACCGGCCAGCGAGAGCCGAGUCAGCCAUCUCCGUGGACUUCGACGACUACGCAAGUACCCCAGAUGAUGCACCAGGCGACAUUCAUGCGGAAGGUGAAGCAGCGCAAGAUGCAGAAUGGGAUGGUAAGCCUGAUGCCACGCAGGCUUCUUCACCUAGUCCAUAA
Messenger RNA from Eimeria mitis, 2934 nucleotides. Its product is annotated as EGF-like domain-containing protein, putative. The transcript has 6 exons. Gene Ontology annotation, cellular component: neuron projection; membrane. The record is from RefSeq and is a predicted model, not a curated record. Gene Ontology annotation, molecular function: protein homodimerization activity; protein heterodimerization activity; cell adhesion molecule binding. Bases 1 to 2934 code for a protein of 977 amino acids. Gene Ontology annotation, biological process: neuron development; heterophilic cell-cell adhesion. Lineage: Eukaryota; Apicomplexa; Conoidasida; Eucoccidiorida; Eimeriidae.